This is a messenger RNA of Closterium sp. NIES-65, 2376 nucleotides long. The record is from the annotation of a GenBank genome assembly. NCBI's taxonomy places the organism in Eukaryota, Viridiplantae, Streptophyta, Zygnematophyceae, Desmidiales, Closteriaceae.
AUGCAUCGACGCAAGGCGAUAGCGCCUGCUAGUAUAGCAGACAGCAGCGGCGUGAUUCUUCUACUGCUGCUGGGCUCUGCGUUGCUCUGCUUUCCAAGCGCCACAGACGGCGCGAGACACAAGACGCUUCGGUCGCAGGGAGUGGUAUCGAGCAGCCGGACCAUAGCGCACACGAUAUGGACGUCAGGAAGCACGAUUCUUCGUGGCAAUGUCAACGCCGGUAAAAGGAGCAACACUGGCAGCACUACAGUUCCUGCCACUACCGCCGGUGCUACAACCGCCGCUGCUGGCUCCGCGGCUGCUACAGCCGCGGCGGCGGGCGCGGGGUGCGCGGCGUCGGCGCUGGAGGGGUUCGCGUGGUCGGCGGCUCUGGGGUCCACUGGAAUGACGCUGCAUUGGCGCGCAGUGGACUCGUCGCGCCUCGCCUUGGCGCUAGAAGCGGCGGGCGGCAGCGCGGCGGCGGCGGGGUGGUUCGCCGUGGGGUGGUCGGCGACGGGCCGCAUGGCGGCGUCCGACGCCGUGGUGGGCAAUCUGGCGGGCGGCGCCGCCGUCCAGGCGGUGUACAUGAGCGGCACGGCGCAAAGUGACGUUCAGCCCACAAGCAGCUUCGAUAUCGGCAACGCGCAGCUCGCCACGUCACCCUCGGGAUCCACCAUUUUCAAGUUCAACCGCUCUGCAGGUGACGGCUCAGUGCCGGUGAGCGUGCAGGGCAGCAACACACUCGUGUGGGCGCACUCCCCCGAUGGCUCGCAGUCGCUCGGCUUCCACGCCGGAUAUGAUGGAGCGCUGCAAGUGGACUUCGCGUGCUCCUCUGCCUCGUCCGGAGGGGGAGGGGGUGGCGGCACUGGUGGGGGCGCGGGGGGAGGCACUGGCGGAGGUGGGGGCGACUACGGGGGUGACUACAACGGGGGGAACAAUGGGGGUGGUGAUUACGGUGGUGGUAAUGGCGGCGCGGUGGUGGGGGGAGUGGUGGUGGCGGAGGUAGAGGUGGUGGGGGUGCUGGAGGCGGAGGAAGGGGAGGCGGUGGGGGGGACUGCAGAAGAGGGCCUGGGGGCGGACGUGGGGGACCUGGUGGGGGACAGGGAGGGCCUGGGGGCGGGCAAGGCGGAUUCGGUGGGGGACAGGGGGGAUUUGGAGGAGGACAGGGCGGACCUGGGGGCGGGCAGGGCGGAACUGGUGCUGGGGGCGGGCAAGGGGGAGCUGUGGGCGGCAAUGGUGGUGACUACAGCAACGGAGGGGGCUACAGCGGCGGCAAUGGCGGUAAUGGUGGGAGGAACACAGUCGGACAAGGUGGGUACUACAGCGGUGCAGGAGGGGGGGGGAGGGGCUGGUGGUGCUGCUGCUGCUGGUGGGGGCUGUGGGGGAGGGCAAGGGCAAGGCGGGGGGCCUGGGAAUGGGCAGGGCGGACCUGGGAGCGGGCAAGGGGGAGCUGGAGGAGGGCAGGGGGGACCUGGGGGGGAUUAUGGUGGGGGAAGCAAUGGCGGAGACUAUGGUGGUGGGAAUGGUGGUGGUGACUAUAGUGGGGGGAAUGGAGGGGAUUACAACAAUGGUGGUGACUACAGCGGGGAGACCACUGGAGGGGGCAAUGGUGGUGGCAAUGGUGGUGACUAUAACGGAGGGAGCUACACUGGGGACUACAGUGGGGAUUACAGCGGAGGGACGGGUGGCAGUCAGGGCGGCAGUCAGGGAGGCCCAUCUGGGGGCGGUAUGAGUGGAGGCGGAGGCAUGGGCGGUGGAGGCAUGGGCGGCGGAGGCAUGGGCGGCGGAGGCAUGGGCGGCGGAGGCAUGGGCGGCGGAGGCAUGGGCGGCGGAGGCAUGGGCGGCGGAGGCAUGGGCGGCGGAGGCAUGGGCGGCGGAGGCAUGGGCGGCGGAGGCAUGGGCGGCGGAGGCAUGGGCGGCGGAGGCAUGGGCGGCGGAGGCAUGGGCGGCGGAGGCAUGGGCGGCGGAGGCAUGGGCGGCGGAGGCAUGGGCGGCGGAGGCAUGGGCGGCGGAGGCAUGGGCGGCGAAGGCAUGGGCGGCGGUGCUGCUGGCGGGGGAAUGGGAGGGCCUGGGGGAGUGACUGGCGGAGGAGGCAUGGGCGGUGGUGCUGCUGGUGGUGGCAUGGAAGGGUCUGGGGGGAUGGGCGGAGGCGGAGGGAUGGGCGGUGGUGGGGGGAUGGGAGGAGGCGGGGGCAUGGGAGGAGGCGGGGGCAUGGGAGGGGGCGGAGGAAUGGGAGGGCCUGGGGGUGGCAUGGGCGGAGGAGGGAUGAGGGGAGGGGGAGGGAUGGGCGGAGGUGGAGGCAUGGGGGGAGGAGGCAUGGGGGGAGGAGGCAUGGGGGGAGGAGGCAUGGGGGGAGGAGGCAUGGGGGGAGGAGGCAUGGGAGGGGGCAGGCCUUAG